Molecule: messenger RNA, 5042 nt
Organism: Ooceraea biroi (clonal raider ant)
Lineage: Eukaryota; Metazoa; Arthropoda; Insecta; Hymenoptera; Formicidae
Gene: Dus1
Product: Dihydrouridine synthase 1
Biological process (GO): tRNA processing
Molecular function (GO): palmitoyltransferase activity; tRNA dihydrouridine synthase activity; flavin adenine dinucleotide binding
Source: RefSeq, a predicted model, not a curated record
AUAACAUGUUAUUAUUUACUAUUUGUGUUUAUUGAUUUAUUUCACUUUCGCAUAAUGGCAUCUCCAUCAAUCAUUCCUACGUCUAUAAUCUAGAUACGUCGUGUUCCGUGAUUGAUCGAUGUAGCACGUUAAUUUUCGUGUACAUAUUUUCAACCCUUCCAACUUUUUCGAGAUAGCAGCCAAUUGAGAAACGAGAAAAUCCCAAGUAACACGAUAAUAUCGCAUUAAUCGAGUGAUCGAUUUACGCGCAAAGGACGUUAAUGGAUUCAACAUGCUAUCUUUUAUCUGAACGUCUCGGUACUAUAAGGUGAGGUUAGUAUUUGUUUUGAUCAUCGUUGUGCGCAUUGGAGUCAAUUGAUGUUCAACUUUACUCAAAAUUGCAAGUAUUUCUACCGUUGUAAAUAUUCUGUUAUUAGUUUCCGUGGAAUUUAAGUUCUGUCUGACAGUUUUGACAUCUGAAUUACAUUUCACUGUAGUUACGUAACAUCGUAGUAGUUAGGUUAGUUUGACUUGCUAUUAAAAAAAACAAUAUACUGAAACUGUGAAAUCUUAUGUUACGUCAAAUUCGUCAAACGAUAGUAGUCUAAUUAAUCUCGUCGUCGCGCGUGCAACGUUAUUUUCCGCACGGUAUUAUUAACCAAUUUUCUUGCGUUACGGGAGAUCCGGGAAUGCCGCAGUAGCGCGGUACACGCGCACACUCGCUGUAUCUCGCCGCAUGCGUGUAUAAAUCUUCGGUAUAACAGCAACGGCCCUGGGGACGGUUUCCGCGGAAACCGACUUAUCGAUUUGCCUAGGCGUCGCCGGCCGUCGAGCGAUUCGAACGGCGGAGAAUUGGCUUACCAUCUGUCCAUGGGACAAUUCGUCGGGAGGAUUCAGCGUAUUCAAGAAUGGCGCGUCCAAGAUCGUUCGUAACUGUGAAACCGCGCUGUGAAACGACCAAUAAAAUGGGAAAAGAAAGAGAUAUCAUUGAAGUUGUUCCGUUAAAUGGCAGAGGAACGAAUUUGUGUCACGAAUGUAGAAACCUAAUAGCAUCACGUUAUUGACGAUUUUCUGAUGUAGACGAGCUUACUGACUACACAGUUUUCUACGCACGUCUAAGGAAGACGGCGACAAAUUAUUAAUACGCAUCAGGCGGAUAUAGCAGUAAACGGGAAAGUUAUACAAAAGAAGAAAGGAAACUCAGCUGUUUUAAAAUACAUUUCUGAAAGAAAGAGAGAGAGAGAGAGAGGGGGGGGAGAGAAUGCUGAUGAAAAAUCAAAAAUAUACUUUUUUAUGUGAUUAAGAAGCAGAAAAAUAAAUAAAUUAAAAGAAGAAGAGGAAAAAGAAUGAAGGUUGACAAUAACUUGAAGAAUCAAAUUAUAGCCAUUAAAUUACACUGAAAAAAUACCUGAGGAUGGGAUUGCGUUUGAACAGCUUGGUCCUCCGCCCUUUAAAUAACAUUCAAGAUAAAGUGUGAUGAGUUUCAUUUGUAGUAAAUUUUUCUUUAUAGAUAAACCAGAAAAGAAAAGAGAUGAAUCUCAAAGAGAGAGAAGAGUGAGAGAAAGGGAGUACUGUGUAAGGUCAAUGUCAUAGAUAUGACACCAGACAUACAAGUGUAGCCAAGAUAAAUAAUAUCCUUAGGAAGAGGACGGGAAUGCUAAACAGGAAUUGCACGACGCGCACGAUCAUCCAAUAUUGCUCCGCGCAGGACACGUUGCACGUGCCGCCGGAGCAGAGGAGAUUUCGGCGUGUGCACGGUCUGCAGCUGCCGCUGCAUCCCCAACAGAUCGUCGGCUGGGUGCUGUUGCUCAUCGUGUUCACUGGCACUUUCGUCGUGCUGCUGACAACGCCGUUCCUGCCCGAUCUACGCUUCGUCCUCUUGCUGUUGUUCGCCACGUUAUUCUCGCUGCACGUGUUGGCCCAUUUGACAGUGCUGUUGCUAGACCCGGCCGACCCGGAGGUGCGUGCCCGGCCAGCCGGUGAGAUCGUGCCCGAAUUUGAUCGUACGAGGCAUCGGCACGUAAUCGAGAACGGCCGAUGCCACUUGUGCAACAUCACUGCGCUCGGUCGAGGCACCAAGCAUUGCUCUAUCUGCAACAAGUGCGUGCCGCGCUUCGAUCAUCAUUGCAAAUGGUUGAACAGCUGCAUUGGUGGCCGUAAUUAUGCGGCCUUCCUAGCGUGUCUGGCGUCCACGCUGAUCGUCGCACUCGCGGUCGCCGCGCUCGCCCUGGGCGAGUUGGUGCUCGUCAACGUGCGCUUCGUCAUAGAUGACGAACGUUGGACCAACACCAGCAGUACAAACGGUACAAGUAUGAAUAACGCUACAACACCGUCGCCAGCAUUGCCGAUGCCUGGGACUGGUUCACUCAUUCUCAUUACUGUGAUCGGUGUUCUGUCAACUGUCGCGGCAGUUCUGCUUAUACACCUUUGCUUCUUUCAUGGCUAUAUCGCUUGUCUCGGUCUCACCACGUACGAGUACGUGCGUAGCAAGCGAGAGAAGAACGCCACCGGCGCUACCAUUGGCUCCAGGACGACGUCUUCCGCUGGUCUGUGUGGUGCGUCUUACUGUAGCAACGGCAAUGGUGAGGACAUCAACCAGAUGGUCAACACGCGAGGCUUGUACUCUCGCUUAUGCGAAAACGGUCCGUUCAAGCUCGCCGCAGGCACAACGGCAACGACGGAUGUGUUCGUUUGCUCGACGCAUGAAGAGACGCAUGGCGGCGACGCAACGACGAACGGCAAGAACGUCUGCACGAAGACACUCUCCUCGAUGAAGGUCAAUCGAAACUUCCACCUCUGCUUCUCGUAUGACGCGCGCACUACCGAAACCUCGAUAGAAGUCUCCUCUUCGCGCACGACGGAUGUGGUGGAAUCGAAGAAGAAUAAAGAAUCGCCGGACGCGAAAUCAUCCUCCACGCCCUCGCCGGUGUCCUGCUGUUUCUGCAUCAUGAAUCACCCCGAAGGCAGGCACGACAGAAACGGACGACAGAGGCGUCGCGCCGGCGAACACCGUCCCGAAGUGGCGAAACGGUCCUGUGGGGCGAUGCGAAGGAUACAAACGUUUCUGCAGGCUCGCCUAAGAAAGAGCUCGAGGCAGAGGUCGGCGACUCCGUUGUCAACGAUCGGUCGCCACUGCGGCAACAAGGUGAUUCCGCAGGCGGACAGUCCUCCGGACGUCGCGCCGACCAUUACCGAGGCUCAAGAUCAGGUUGUCGAGACGAUGACGACGGAAUUGAGGAUGCUGCCACACAAUCCACGUCCACCGACGAGGCUGCCCGCCCUGGAUCUUCCGCGUGUUAUUCACAGCAUCAGAGGAGUACCGCCGAAUCCUGGGGAUAUCUCUGUUCUGGGUCCGAUAGUACCAUCUUCCAUGAUGAUGUCCAAACGAAGUCAAGCCCACCUCUGCACUCGACGAAGCGCAACUCUCUCCAGGAAGAGGCCGCGCUUCAAGGUCGGCUCGCACAUUGUCGCGCAGACUGCUCAACUGUCGCCGAUACCGGAAUCUGAAUUCUCAAAACCAGCCACACCGAGGUCGCCGUCGCGAUCGGGCUCGGCCUUCACCUUUCCGCCGUUACGCGAUUUCGCUCGAUAUUCGUUUGUGCAGAUAAUGUCCACGAGCACGAACACGAGCGAGUCGUUUGAUAAAAGAACUACCGUGUCAAAGACAAUGAACGUUUGGGAAGAUUUGGGUUCACCACGCUGCGUAGUCGCGCCGAUGGUGGACGCGAGCGAGUUGGCAUGGAGAUUGCUCAGCAGGCGACACGGCGCUCAGCUUUGCUACACGCCGAUGCUACAUUCCUCCGUGUUUUGCCGAGAUCCCAAGUACAGGCGAGAGGCUCUCGUUAAUACCAGUGAAGAUCGCCCAUUGAUCGUUCAGUUUUGUGGCAAUGAUCCAGACAUAUUACUAGAAGCUGCACGGUUGGCCGAACCAUAUUGCGACGCGAUCGAUAUCAAUAUCGGCUGUCCACAGGCAAUCGCAAAGCGCGGUCAUUACGGAGCUUUCCUGCAGGACGACUGGGAUUUAUUGAGGAGAAUCGUGUCGACUUUGAAGAAUGGAUUACAAGUGCCUGUCACCUGUAAAUUACGAGUGUUUCCAGAAAUUAAUCGUACCGUAGAAUAUGCUCGUAUGCUAGAGGAUGCAGGCGCCAGCUUACUUACCGUCCACGGACGUACGAGAGAACAAAAGGGUCCAUUCACCGGAUUAGCGUCUUGGAAGCAUAUUAAAGCCGUGAGAGAUGCCGUGAAAAUUCCUGUAAUCGCUAAUGGCAACGUACAAUGUAUGCAAGACUUGCAUCGGUGCAUCGAGGAGACCCAAGUACAGGGCGUGAUGUCGGCGGAGGGGAAUCUCUAUAAUCCGUACAUAUUCGAGUCUUGUUACCCCGCUUGUUGGGAGCCUGCCCUGGAAUAUCUGGAGCUCGUGAAGCAAUAUUCGGCGCCGACCUCGUACAUCCGCGGUCAUCUGUUCAAAUUGUUCCAUCAUGUAUUUUCUUUAGCAGAGAAUCGAGAGGAAAGAGAGAAUUUAGCCACCAACUCCACUCUGGAAGCGUUUCAAAAUAUCACACACGCCCUGCGAGAUCGUUAUCUACCGUACCAUGAAGGACGUAUGGUGUGGCACACAGAAAAGACGGAUUAUAAUUUAGAGUUGCCGCCGUGGUUGUGUCAACCUUACGUACGAGAACUGCCACAGGAACACGCACAGAAGUUACAGGAAGGCACACCACAGAAACGAGAAUACAGAGACGAGGACGGAAACGAAAUAUCGCGAAAGCGUUCGAAGAAGCUUAAACGAAUAGCACGAAGGCCAAACCGAGCGACUGCGGUUCCCAAGAGAAGCUCGGAUCGAUGUCACGACUGUCCGAAUCCCCUGGGUUUCAAGUGCGAGUAUAAAUUAUGUCGACAGUGCUGUCGAAACAAAUGUUACAUAGAGAAUUUGGACUGUCCCGGUCACAGAAAUCUGACGAAGACUAGAAGACAAAUGGCGAAGGAAUUCGAGGCGAAACGUAAAAGCGAAAAUGUAAUAUAACGUUAUGUCAAAGUAUUUUAAAUAGAAUUAUACGGAAUAC